This is a messenger RNA of Salvia miltiorrhiza (redroot sage), 363 nucleotides long. Its product is annotated as zinc finger protein 7-like. The transcript has a single exon. Gene Ontology annotation, biological process: negative regulation of abscisic acid-activated signaling pathway. The record is from RefSeq and is a predicted model, not a curated record. Lineage: Eukaryota; Viridiplantae; Streptophyta; Magnoliopsida; Lamiales; Lamiaceae. The coding region runs from base 1 to 363 and encodes 120 amino acids.
AUGGAGUCAGAGCGAUGCAAAUCAUCACACUCAUACUUGAUGGAGAAACAAGAGAAGAUGAAUCCGGUUUUGGAUCUAUGCCUCUCUGUCUCAACCAAAGAGUUUGAAGAAAACCGAGUAUUCUCAUGCAACUACUGCACCAGGAAGUUCUACAGCUCGCAGGCCCUCGGCGGCCACCAGAACGCCCACAAACGCGAGCGCCGCGCGCCGCCGCUCCACCCAUCUCUCACUAUGCAUGGACCCAAUCUUAAGUACUACAAAUUUGGUGGGAGGAGAGCGGCCCCUCCGCCGCUCAGGGACACCACCGCCACUGCCGCCAAUCAACAAGACUUCAAAAUCUUGGAUUUGUCUCUCACACUCUAA